Messenger RNA from Symbiodinium sp. CCMP2592, 462 nucleotides. Lineage: Eukaryota; Dinophyceae; Suessiales; Symbiodiniaceae. The record is from the annotation of a GenBank genome assembly.
AUGGUGCUCACAGCCUGUGGCGGGGGUCUGCCUAUCGACGGCUUCCCCAACGGCGCGAAGACCACGACGGGAGCACUCCAAGGGAGAGAACACAGUUGGGGCGAGGCCAAGAUUUUCCCCUUCGGCGGUGACUACUUCCUGUGCUGGUGCGCCAAAGGAGCGACCUGCUUGGAGGCUUCCGACCACCGGAAGCAGCUUGGCACCCUUCGGGUACCCGGGCCCGCAGGAAAUUUCAUGCGUGCUUGCGGCACCUUCGAGGCAUGUACAUGGACCGGCUUCACCGGCACCGAUCUAAAUGACGGCGACCGGAUCAUGCUGCUGAGAACCUGCGGCGAGGGCCCAGCCAUACCAGGCUUCCCAAAUGCCGGCAUCGCUGUGGCAAGUGGAGGUGGCGCAGACUAUGCCUUUGGUACUACCGACAACAUCGUCCGGGCGGGUGGUGCAGAGUACGCCCACACCUGA